Molecule: messenger RNA, 1177 nt
Organism: Owenia fusiformis
Lineage: Eukaryota; Metazoa; Annelida; Polychaeta; Sabellida; Oweniidae
Source: the annotation of a GenBank genome assembly
CUUGAGAUGAAAAUGAACUAUUUAAAGUCAGGCAAUUAUUGUGUAGUGGUUCUUUGGUUUGAAUUGGCUGGAUGAACAAUUAAAUAAGAGGGCGUAGAAGAAUACAGGCUCUUGGAAAGGAUAGAUUUGAAGUGGUAUAGACAUAGAUAAAGUUCAGUUCAUAGGUUCAAUUUUAUGAUUCAAACCUAUCUCAUACGAUUUAAAUAGCUCAAUAACAAAAAUGGCGAAGGUUGUUAUAUUUUUGACGUGCGUUUUAGUUUUGUUUGUUGUCGCAGAAGCCACGCGGAUUAAAACAAAACCUUCAAAAGAUGACAUCGACCACCACGCAGAGAUGAUAAAACUUGCGAGGAAGGCCGCGAAAGACACGGCCACAAGUGGAUCAAGACUCGGGAAAAUCCUCAGCGUCAUCAAGGAAUACAAAAAUAAAUUCUGGGGAGGCAAGUCCUGGGCGAGCAUCAAGAAAGAACUGCCUAAGCCGAGACUUCAGACGGACACCAAAGAAUCAAAACAAAAAGAAAAUCUGAAACUUGAGGUGGCACAAAAUGACAAAACUGCAGAUGUCGUAACCAACAAUGGCGGUUUCACUCACACGGUUUGGUUUGCAGUUGGAGCCGCCUGCUUAUGCGGAGUGGUUAUUUUGGCGCUGAUCGGAGUAAUCGCAAGGAAGAGAAUCCUGCGAAUGCACGAGCGCAGACGCCUUGCGGAUGGCCUUGUAACUAAUGAUUUUAAUGAUGAUGCAUUUGCCGAACAAGAUGAGGUGGUUUUUGACAUAAAGGAAAAUCCUUUAAGUUCGUGACUGCAUCAAGGAAAGAAGGAUAUUUAGCACAAGAUAUAGUACAAGCAAAGGCAUUCUCGCAAUAUUUUUGCAUCUAAUGCCGUAUUUAAAAAAAGCCUUUAAAUGCAACUUUAAAUGAGUCUAUUCUCACUGUCAUAUUAGUACAAUAUAAUGCUAAGAUUCCCAGACUCUUUGUAACGUGCGCUUCGACACACAGAUACAGUACUUAAUGAUGAUUUUCGUGUUAAACACCAGUUACUCGUAUUUCAGUCGAACAAUCAUCUGCUUUAAACAACAAAAUUGAAAAUCCAUAAUAAAUAAACACUUUGAAUAAUGCUAUCAAUUCACUUUUUCGAGCAUCCUCCUAAGCAGGUAUCCAGGACCCUCCUUAUUCCCCCUGCU